UAUACCAGUGAAUUCACUUGUCACCUUUUGGAAAAAGCUCUUCUUAUCAUCUGCCCCUCUUCUUUUUUUAUGACUGCUCAAAUCCAUUUUUGUUCUAUUAACUGUAUUAUUGUUUCUACCCUUUCUCCUCCUCCAUUUUUUGUACAACUUCUUCAUUCUUAAUUAAACCUCUAUUUCUCUGCCAACAAACAAUUCUUGGAAUAUCUGAAAGGCUCAUAAUACGAGGUUUUAGGUCAUUCCCUUUUCAGAGAUUUUCCUCUACUUCUUUUCUUUAUUUUUUAAUUCCAUGUUCCAUACUUCUAUCAGUGUACUCCUAAAAAGAAUGUGUUUUCUCUUCUCUUCUUAAGCAUUAUGGGAUUGAGUUUUCAUUCAUUCUUUGAUCAACUUUUGUCAAUUAUUCUCACUUUCUGAUCUUAAGAUACCAAACCUCUGCCUUUUACACUCUCUUAAGAAGUAAAUCCAAUGGCAUGCUCUCAGCUUUUUGUAUUUUGCCAUAGGAAUUUACAGACAAUCAUCUUUUUACUACUUCUAUUCAUUUCAGGCUUGACACAUGUUAAAUUCAUGGCUGAAGGUAGGAGAAUUCUCAAGCUGCAAACUGGAAUUACUCAGAGGAAAAAUGAAGAGAAGAUGUUAAAGGUGAGAUCUUUAAUAGGUUCAAGGCCACCAAGAUGUGAAGGAAGAUGUAGAAACUGUGGACCAUGUGAAGCAGUUCAAGUCCCAAUUGUGCCAAACCUCAAACACCAGCAAUUAAGAAGCCAUCAAUUGAAUGCAUUCCCUAAAUUCUUAGCAUAUUCAAGAGGUGAUGACAUCUCCAAUUACAAGCCUAUGUGUUGGAAAUGUAAAUGUGGCAACUUUUUCUUCAAUCCUUGACAUAGCUAGCAAAAGAAUAGAUCCUCUUUUUUGUAUGGAGAAAAUAAGUUUCUCUUCAACUGUCUAUAUACAUGAAUAUCAAAUUAGCUAGAUUUUGCAGAAUCAAGAUUGAUGAUAAUGCAUAUUUGGUA
Molecule: messenger RNA, 1001 nt
Organism: Nicotiana tabacum (common tobacco)
Lineage: Eukaryota; Viridiplantae; Streptophyta; Magnoliopsida; Solanales; Solanaceae
Product: EPIDERMAL PATTERNING FACTOR-like protein 2
Biological process (GO): stomatal complex development; guard cell differentiation
Source: RefSeq, a predicted model, not a curated record